This is a messenger RNA of Octopus bimaculoides (California two-spot octopus), 1275 nucleotides long. Its product is annotated as tyrosine-protein kinase fynb. Gene Ontology annotation, molecular function: protein tyrosine kinase activity; protein binding; ATP binding. NCBI's taxonomy places the organism in Eukaryota, Metazoa, Mollusca, Cephalopoda, Octopoda, Octopodidae. The record is from RefSeq and is a predicted model, not a curated record. Gene Ontology annotation, biological process: protein phosphorylation.
AUCUUUGAUUAUUUCCAGGUAGUUUUGCUCUGUCUAUUGUCAGUAAAGAGGUUAACGAUAACUUUGUUAAACAUUACAAAAUUAUGAGCAGGAACGAACGAUUCUGGAUCAACGAACGAAGAGUUUUUGACUCUCUUGAAGGUCUUAUUAAACAUUAUUCAGCAUCAUCGGAUGGAAUAUUCCAGUCAUUGACAACCCCAUGUGUGAAAAGUAAACCCGUCCUUUCGGAUUUGUCCAAGGAGUUGCGUGAUCAAUGGGAAAUACCUCGAGAAGAUAUACAACUUCUCGGUGUACUUGGUAGCGGACAGUUUGGUGAGGUACGAAAAGGUCUCUGGAAAAACAGUAUCACAGUUGCAGUGAAAACCUUAAAACCCGGUUCAAUGUCAGCCGACAGCUUUCUAGAAGAGUCCAAAAUAAUGAAAAGAUGCAAACACAAGAACCUAGUCCUCCUCUAUGCCGUGUGUUCAGUGGGCGAGCCCAUUCUCAUUGUCACUGAAUUUAUGUGCAACGGAAGUCUGCUGUCUUACUUGCGUUCACCUACAGGGGAAGCGUUAAGCUUUGAAGAACUUAUACAUAUGGCAGCCCAGAUUGCAUCCGGGAUGUCCUACCUUGAGCAUAACAACCUCAUACAUCGUGAUUUAGCUGCUAGAAAUAUUCUUGUUGGUGAAGAGCACGUGGUGAAAAUUGCUGAUUUUGGGUUAGCCAGAUUGAUUGUGGAUGACGAAUAUAAUUCCCAGCAAGGCAGUAAAUUCCCUGUGAAGUGGACAGCACCUGAAGCUAUAAUGAAGUCAGUAUUUACGACAAAAUCUGACGUCUGGUCAUUUGGCAUUCUGAUGAUGGAAAUACUGACGUAUGGAGGCGUUCCAUACCCUGGAAUGUCCAAUGCUGAGACGAUCCAAGCACUACAAAAAGGAUAUCGUAUGAAAGCACCACCAAACUGUCCCAGUUCUCUAAACAGUCUUUUGCAAGGAUGCUGGCGACAAAAAGCAGAGAUGAGACCGACGUUUGAGUAUCUUUGUGAUUUCUUUGAGAAUUUCUUUGUCUCGGUUGAGAAUUCAUACAAAGAUAUACAGGACGAAAACUAAGAUAUAUAUAUAUAAUCAAUGGGAUAUAAUGUGUGAUAGCUCGCAAUUCACACAAACGCGGAUUACAUCCUGAAUUAUGAAGUCAUUUUACACUCAUAAUGUGCAUUAUAUUUCUGCUUUAGAGAUAUGCAUUGUGCUUAACAGCAUUUAUCUAUUCUUUAUACAUACAUAUACAUAUGUAUAUAUAUAU